AUGGAACAAGGUUUGCGAUUAUGUUGGAAUUUACUUCCUACAUUAUUGACAUGGAUAAUAAAUUAUAUAAUUCGCCUAAUUCUGCUACCAAUGAUUUUGAUAUUUCUUCUUGGUCGUGCUGUGAGAUACUUCAACAAAAGGUCCAAACUGCGUAGUAAAUUAUUACGUAAAAGAGAAUUAAUAACUAAACGAAUGGAUCAUUUGAAAGAACAUCUUUCAACCACGAAAAAUACAUCAACUGUUGAUUUGCUAUCAAUUACAGAUCUAAAUUUAGAUACUAUUCAAGAAUGCUUGAUUGAAGGCAAAUUUACACCAGUUGACUUGUUGCAUGCUUAUCAAAUGAAAGCCUUACAGUUAUACGACUCAGGAAAUUCAGGAAUAUGUGAAUUUGUGGAUGAAGCAGAGCAGUUAGCUGUUGAACUUGUUAAAUCGAAUCGUUUGCCUACAAAUAAACAAACUUUGGUUGGUAUUCCUGUUAGUCUAAAGGAACUGAUUCCGGUCAAGGGAUAUGAUGUAACAUAUGGUUUGAUGAAACGAUGUGAUAUACCUUCAGAUGAAGACUGUUGCAUAGUGAAAGUACUUAGACAUGAAGGAGCAAUACCUUUUGCUCUGACAGCAACUUCACAAACAGCUCUAUCUAUGAGUGGAAUAAAUCCAGUGUUUGGUGAUAUGUCCAAUCCUCAUUCACAAGAACACGAACCAGGCGGGAGUUCUAGCGGUGAAGGUGUACUUGUAGGACUAAAUGGAUCACCAAUUGGAAUCGGGACAGACUUAGCUGGAAGCAUACGAAUCCCUUCGGCGUUCUGUGGUCUUGCUGGCUUGAAACCAACAACUAAUCGUAUAAGCAGCAAAGGUUUGGCGAAGAUCGGUCAUAAAAAAUCACUGGUAUUAAGAAUAUGUCCUGGACCAAUGGGUAGACGAGUGGAUGAUCUAGCCAAAUUAAUGCGUACACUUCUAACAACAAAAAUGUUUCAGAUGGACCCAUCUGUGCCACCAUUACUGUUUAAUGAUAUAAUCUACGAGGGUGUAGAUAAGCCAAAACUGAAGAUCGGAUAUUAUGUAAAUCUGGAGGAUCCAUUAAUUAUGACUAGCGUUCCAUGUGUUCGCAGAAUAGUGAAUGAGUCGGUGGACAUUUUAAGACAACGUGGUCAUAUACUGCUACCGUUUCAGCCACCUAAUAUAAAAUGGGCUUAUGCAUUAAGUAUGAAAGCAAUUUCUGUUGAUACAAAAUAUUAUUUUCAAAAGGCCUCGUUUGCAGAACCAAUAAAUGAACACACUAAAUUUCUUAAUCUUCUGAUCGGUACCCCACACUGGGUGAAAGUUCUUCUAGACAAACUAAUGGAAAUCAUCUUUGAUAAACCAGCCGCAGGUGCAAGUUUUUUCGAUGGUCCUAGAGGCGAAGCAGAAACAUUAAAUUUAAUCUCCGAUAUCGAAUUGUAUCGACAUGAAUUUCAGAGAGCUAUGGAAGAAGCUGGUAAUUUAGAUGCGAUCAUUUGUCCAGUUUUCCCUUUUCCAGCAUUUCCAAAAUCAGCUAAAUCUCUAUUUGUUUCACCAGCUAUUGCUUACACAGUUUUGUUUAAUAUGUUAGAUUAUCCAGCUGGAACGGUUCCAAUGGGAUAUGUUAAUAAGGUAGAUGUGGAAAACUCAAAAGUGAUGGCUGAAGAAUACAAGAAAGCUGGAAAUCGAUAUCUCAAUCAGGUAUUUAAGUAUCAGGAAACAAGUGAGGGCUUGCCAAUCGGUGUACAAGUUAUUGGUAAACCAUGGCAAGAGGAGCGUGUACUGCAUAUUAUGAAAGAAUUAGAGACAUCAAGAACACUAACUGAAUAG
Schistosoma turkestanicum is the source of this 1827-nucleotide messenger RNA. The record is from the annotation of a GenBank genome assembly. Lineage: Eukaryota; Metazoa; Platyhelminthes; Trematoda; Strigeidida; Schistosomatidae.